AUGCAGGAAGUGAAGAAAGUGGAGCUGGCAUCGAAUGACGUGAAGCUGCUGGCCAUCAAGGGCUACACCGUGGGCGACCCGCUGAACAGCGGCAGCUUCGCCUGCGUCUGCAAGGCCACCGCAAAGGGCAAGCCGGCGGCGGUGAAGGUGAUCGACCUGGAGAAGACCUCCGACGACUACCGCCUCAAGUUCCUCCCUCGAGAGCUGUACACGAUGAAGAAGCUCAGCCACCCGUACGUCAUCCAGGUGCUGGACAUCUUCGCCAUCGGCAAUCGUGUGCUAGUGUUCAUGGAGCUGGCUGAUGGGGGCGACAUGCUGGACCUGCUGCAGGCCCUGAAGCAUCCGCUGAGCGAGGAGAAGGCUCGCGCCUACUACCUUCAGUUUGGAGACGCUCUACGCUACAUGCACUCUGUGGGCUUCGCCCACCGAGACAUCAAGUGUGAGAACAUUCUGCUGAACAAGGACAAGAGCGCCGCCAAGUUGACUGAUUUUGG
Molecule: messenger RNA, 494 nt
Organism: Rhagoletis zephyria (snowberry fruit fly)
Lineage: Eukaryota; Metazoa; Arthropoda; Insecta; Diptera; Tephritidae
Source: RefSeq, a predicted model, not a curated record